Lobosporangium transversale is the source of this 1672-nucleotide messenger RNA. RefSeq names its product GDP-fucose protein O-fucosyltransferase-domain-containing protein. The coding region runs from base 80 to 1651 and encodes 523 amino acids. The transcript has a single exon. The record is from RefSeq and is a predicted model, not a curated record. Lineage: Eukaryota; Fungi; Mortierellomycota; Mortierellomycetes; Mortierellales; Mortierellaceae. Gene Ontology annotation, biological process: protein O-linked glycosylation via fucose. Gene Ontology annotation, molecular function: peptide-O-fucosyltransferase activity.
AAGAACAAAAAAAAAAAAGCAGUAGGAGAUUAGUAAAAAAAAAAAAAAACUCCCCUCUACUUUUAUUGUUUCCUAAAGGAUGGCCUCUCCAAAACUCAGGCCAGCGUUGUUGCCACGUUAUUCCUCUGGCACAGGGACAAACACAGCAGCAGCAGCAAGGCGGUACACUCAACGGCAGUUGAUCAUCUUGAUAUCGUUCGUACUCUUAAUCACUUCAGGAACCAUGCUCAUCUUCCAUGUCGUCACUGGCCCAAUGUCUUCGUCCAAAAAGGCUGUCGGCUGCAGUACGGAUGCAGAAUUCUCCAUUAUUCGCUGGAGGCAGCCCAUCAGGAGUACCGAGCACACCAAUGACUUAAGCAGUGGUGUCAAGCUAGAGAUGGAAGGCAACGUGUACAGUAACGGUAGAGACGCUGGCCGUCUCUCGAAUAAUGAAAUGAAUAAUCAAUCCUCCAAUGACAACACACAUGAACCCCCAUCAAAUCAAGGAACUAACCCAGACUCUAACAACGGCAGCUUGGAGAAACUUGCGCCUGAAGAAGGAGAGGAUGAUAUAGAAGUUCCAGAAGAGGAAGAGGAAGUGGAGCCUCUGGUUCCUUUCCAUGAGACGUUGGAUCAAGACGACGGCGUUAAAUACGUCACUUAUCUCCCUUAUGCUGGCAUCACCAACCAAUUUUAUGGCAUGCUCCGUGGUAUGGAGGUCGCUAAGGCCUUGGGUAGAACGUUGAUUAUUCCGCCAAUUACAGCAUCCUCUCAUGACAAGUCAAAGCAGAAUCAGCCGUGGUCCAAGUUCCUUGAUCUUGAGCGGUUUCAGGAGCUUACAGGGGCUAAAGUGAUUGAGUUUCAUAAACUCCGCGAUGCAGAACAGACAAAGUAUAAUGAGAUGGAAUGCAAAAUCACCUGUGGUUUUGGUUCGAAGCGCACAAUUGAUUUCACGGCUAAAGGCUUUUUAAAGCAGUGGAGCCUUAAUGUCACUUUGACUCCACUCUCAAUUGACGCCAACAAACUAGACACGAUCACUCGGAUUCUGGGAGCUUAUCGCGAUGACAAGUUUAUUUGUAUUUCCAACACCUACAAAAUCAGUGUUGCUGACAAAUCAGAGUGGGAUCGCUUUGGUCAGCACUUGCACUUCACUAAGGAGCUAGAGGACUUUGUACAAAAUUUCUUGGACACACAUUUGGUCAAGCCUGAGCCUGUGUAUGAUCCAAAAUCAAGGCAGGAGAUUGUACCGACCCAAAAGUAUAUUGCAAUCCAUAUACGUCGCGGAGAUUUCGCUCAGUACUGCCGCGACAAUUUUGCAGGGCCCAAGAUGGUUCAUUGCUUCCCAACAACCGAGGAGAUUGCUCAGCGUGUAGACAAGAUUCAGUCCAAAUAUAGCUCUACUGGAUCAUUGACGAACGUCAUGCCUGUCUUCGUAGCAACGAAUGAACGCCGACCCGAGGAAUUGAAGAAGUUUGCAGAUCUGGGUUGGACAUACUUGGAUCAUGAUCAGAUGGGUACAGCUGAGAAAUUGGGUGUCUUUGGUCCUAUGAUGGUUGAUCAGGUCUUUAUGGCGCAUGCACAAGCAUUGAUUGGUAUUCAAAUGAGUACGUUUUCAAGAGUAGGAGCCUUACGACAGCGCGACUGGCACAAUCGACAGGUCGAAUAUAUGUAACUAGAAAAAAAAAAAAAAAAA